Oncorhynchus tshawytscha (Chinook salmon) is the source of this 1080-nucleotide messenger RNA. Its product is annotated as epsin-2-like. The annotation marks the transcript as partial. The transcript is spliced from 6 exons. NCBI's taxonomy places the organism in Eukaryota, Metazoa, Chordata, Actinopteri, Salmoniformes, Salmonidae. The record is from RefSeq and is a predicted model, not a curated record.
CCACGUCUCCGGUUCCAGGCUCAGAGUUGGAACAGGCCCGCCCCAGACCAGCGGAGAGGAGGAGCUACAGCUGCAGCUAGCCCUGGCCAUGAGCAGAGAGGCUGCUGAACAGGAGGACAGGAUGCGUCGGGGAGAUGACCUGAGACUCCAGAUGGCACUCGAGGAGAGUCGUAAAGGAAAAGCCCUCGGUGACACCGGCUCUGGAAAACUAGCCAAGAAGAAGAGAGAGCAGGCCCAGUCCUCUCUGUUGGAUCUGAUGGAUGUUCCAGAAUCGGACUCGGCCGACCCCUGGGGGGCGAGAGGAGGAGGAGGAGGAGGAGGCGCUGCCGCCGCACCAGACCCCUGGCAGGCCUACGGUGCAGCCCCAAAGCCAGUGGCUCCAGUAGACCCCUGGGGGCCCCCGUCCUCCUCUGUUUCCCCCAUGAAGAGCAGUGAUCCCUGGGGAACCAACCCUGCUCCCGACCCCUGGGGUUCUGGAGGAACCUCCUACGCAGGUGGUCUCUCCUCCCUGACUAGUGGUACCGGGGACCUGUUUGACCCUCUGCCCAACAGGAAGACCCCAGAGUCCUUCCUGGGUCCUAAUGCAGCAUUGGUCAACCUGGACUCACUGGUCACCAAGCCUCCUCAGCCUGCUCCUAUUGUCAACCCCUUCCUCGCUGCCGCAGGAGCCGCCCCUGUAGCCGCCCCCCAGGCCAACCCCUUCCAGAUGGGCCAGCCUAACCCCCCUACCCUAAACCAGAUGAGGGUCAGCCCUAUGCCAGGCCUGAGUCUGGGAGGGGGAGCAGGGUUCAGCAGCUUGUCCUCCAUGGUAGACCCUCUGCCCCCCCUGACGGGCCACAUGGUGCCCGGGGUUGGAGGGAUGGGGGGUUUCCCGGCCUCUAUGCCUCUGACCCAGCCCCUCUUCGGCUCAGCUCUGCCCCCCACAGCUGGCACACAGCCCCCCGGGACCACUAACCCCUUCUUGUUGUGAGGAACGCCUCAACUACACCCCCCCCCCAACCACCCCCUUCAAGACAACACCCCUGGACUCCUCUCCUGUCUUUCCACCCCCUCUCCUCUUCCUCUCUCCUCCUCUUUCUC